Messenger RNA from Acaulospora morrowiae, 216 nucleotides. The record is from the annotation of a GenBank genome assembly. Lineage: Eukaryota; Fungi; Glomeromycota; Glomeromycetes; Diversisporales; Acaulosporaceae.
AUGGUGAUGAACGAUGUCAUAUUAUUGCAAAUUUGUUGGGUGGAUCUGGGGAUUAUAAAGGCAACUAUGGUCAAUAUAUUGUAUCAUGGGAUGAUAAAAAACACGUCAAUGUCAUUACACAAAUAUUCCGGCCGCAUAAUAACAAAGAGCACGCAACAACAACAGUUAUAUAUAGAAACCGACAUAGUGAAUUGUAAAAUUUACAAGGCCAUAUAG